Messenger RNA from Agelaius phoeniceus (red-winged blackbird), 3468 nucleotides. Its product is annotated as membrane-associated guanylate kinase, WW and PDZ domain-containing protein 3. The record is from RefSeq and is a predicted model, not a curated record. Lineage: Eukaryota; Metazoa; Chordata; Aves; Passeriformes; Icteridae. Gene Ontology annotation, biological process: signal transduction. Gene Ontology annotation, cellular component: cell-cell junction; cytoplasm. Gene Ontology annotation, molecular function: protein binding.
AUGUCCAAGACCCUGCGGAAGAAGCGGCACUGGCUGAGCAAGGUGCAGGAGUGCGUGGUGUCCUGGGGCGGCCCAGCGGGCCCCGACCCCGAUCUGCUGCGCGGCGGCGCCGAGCGCGGCGAGUUCCCGUACCUGGCGGGCCGGCUGCCCGCGGGCGGCGAGGGCGCGCCGGGCCCCGCGCUGCUCUCGGGCAAGGCGCCGGCGCCGGGGGACGUGCUGCUGGAGGUGAACGGUACUCCGGUGAGCGGCCUCACGCACCGCGACACGCUGGCCGUGGUGCGGCACUUCAGGGAGCCCGUGCGCCUCAAGACCGUGCGCCCAGGAAAAGUCAUCAACAAGGACUUGCGCCACUACCUAAGCCUUCAGUUCCAGAAGGGCUCGAUAGACCACAAACUUCAGCAAGUGAUCAGAGACAAUCUCUAUUUGAGAACCAUCCCUUGCACUACAAGGGCUCCUAGAGAUGGGGAGGUCCCUGGGGUAGACUAUAAUUUCAUUCCUGUUGAGCAGUUUAAAGCGUUGGAAGAAAGUGGAGCCUUACUAGAAAGUGGAACAUAUGAUGGUAAUUUUUAUGGUACUCCCAAGCCUCCAGCAGAGCCCAGCCCCUUUCAGCCUGAUCCAGUGGAUCAAGUUCUUUUUGACAAUGAUUUUGAUACUGAAUCACAGAGGAAAAGAACCACAUCCGUCAGCAAAAUGCAAAGGAUGGAAAGUUCUCUCCCUGAAGAGGAGGAAGAGGAAGAAAAGGAAGCAGUUAAUGGCAGCGGAGGGAUAGAAAACAAAGAAAAACAUUCAGAUUCUCCUGACUGGAUGAAACCUGUUCCCAGCUACAACCAGACAAGCAGCAACAUGGACUUCAGAAAUUAUUUGUCAAGGGAUGAGACCCUGGAACCACUACCCAAGAACUGGGAAAUGGCCUACACGGAUGCUGGCAUGAUCUACUUCAUUGAUCACAACACCAAGACAACGACAUGGCUUGAUCCCCGACUCUGUAAGAAGGCCAAAGCUCCUGAAGAUUGUGAAGAUGGAGAACUUCCUUAUGGAUGGGAGAAAAUAGAAGACCCUCAAUAUGGGACAUAUUACGUUGAUCAUAUUAACCAGAAAACUCAGUUUGAAAAUCCAGUAUUGGAAGCCAAAAGGAAAAAACAGCUAGGACAGACUGAUGCUGGCCCUUCCAAAUCAGAACCGGGGAGGUCUCUCUUCACUCGAGAUCCAUCCCAGCUUACUGGAGCACUCAUAAGGACAUCCCUGAAGAAAAGUACUAUGGGAUUUGGCUUCACAAUCAUCGGAGGGGACAGGCCUGACGAGUUUCUUCAGGUGAAGAAUGUGUUAAAAGAUGGACCCGCUGCGCAAGAUGGAAGAAUUGCUCCAGGUGACGUCAUCGUGGACAUAAAUGGAAGCUGUGUCCUUGGCCAUACCCAUGCAGAUGUUGUCCAGAUGUUUCAGCUCAUUCCCAUAAAUCAGUAUGUGAACAUGACUUUGUGUCGUGGGUACCCUCUUCCUGAUGACAAUGAAGACCCCGUGGUGGAUAUCGUGACAGCCACGCCUGUCAUUAGUGGUCCGCCGGUGGCCAAGGGAGAUGCUUCCAUGUCCAGCCAAGAUUUAGUAGCAGCAACAGUUGUGUUGGACCAGAAUGGGAAAGUGUUGGUCAACGGUCGCCUCAACGGCCCUUCUGUGGAUUCAGGAGAGCAAAGGGUCUCCUUUGCCUCCUCAGGAGGCUCUCAGCCAGAGCUGGUCACCAUCCCUCUGAUCAAAGGGCCUAAAGGCUUUGGGUUUGCCAUUGCAGACAGUCCCACAGGCCAGAAGGUGAAGAUGAUUUUGGACAGCCAGUGGUGCCAAGGCCUACAGAAAGGGGAUGUCAUCAAGGAGAUUUGCCAUCAGAAUGUGCAGAGCUUGACCCACUUGCAGGUGGUGGAGGUGCUCAAGCAGUUUCCAGUCGGAGCAGAGGUGCCCCUGCUUAUCUUAAGAGGAGGUCCACCCUCCCCUACUAAAGCUGCCAAAGGAAAGGACAGGCAGGACAGUUCCGGGAGUUUGGAAGCUGUCAGCGAUACCAUUCCGCAGCCGAUGCCCUUCCCGCCCUCUGCUGUGCGACCAGGCUCUCCUAAACUGGACCCGUCUGAAGUCUACCUGAAGUCUAAGACAAUUUAUGAGGACAAACCUCCAAACACAAGAGAUUUAGAUGUUUUCCUGAGAAAACAAGAGUCAGGCUUUGGUUUCCGGGUGCUUGGUGGGGACGGACCAGAUCAGCCUAUUUAUAUCGGAGCCAUAAUCCCGUUGGGAGCAGCGGAAAAGGACGGGAGGCUGCGUGCAGCGGAUGAGCUGAUGUGCAUUGAUGGAGUCCCUGUGAAAGGGAAGUCACACAAGCAAGUUCUGGAUUUAAUGACCAGUGCUGCACGAAACGGGCAGGUGCUGCUCACUGUCCGGAGGAAGAUCUUCUUCAGUGGGGAAAAGCAGGCAGAGGAGGAGGAGCCGCAGCCUGUCCUGACACAGAACGGCUCUCCUCGGCUGAACCGUGUUAACUUUGCCAACCAACCGUGCCCGGAGGUCUACGACGUCCGUCUGCAGCGGAAGGAGAACGAAGGAUUUGGCUUCGUCAUCCUCACCUCCAAGACCAAACCUCCUCCUGGGGUGAUUCCUCACAAGAUCGGGCGGAUUAUCGAGGGAAGCCCGGCUGACCAGUGUGGUAAGCUGAAAGUGGGUGAUAGAAUCUCAGCGGUAAACAGCCAGUCCAUUGUGGAGCUCUCCCAUGACAGCAUUGUGCAACUCAUCAAGGAUGCAGGCAACGUGGUGACCCUCACAGUGGUGGCUGAGGAAGAGCAACGUGGUCCUCCAUCAGGAACAAACUCGGCCAGGCAGAGCCCAGCCCCACAGCACCGACCACUGGGAUUGGCACCGAUCAACCCUGACAGGGGAGCUACAGAAGGUGAAGCUGGAAAAGAAGUUUCUAAUAGUUACCGGCUGUCCUGGCCUGAGCACAAGCACAUGGCACAGUUGGAUGCUGCUUCAGGUGUUGGCAGCCGUCAUUCCCAGAAUGCUGGCUGUUUCCCAGUGGAGUUGGAAAGGGGCCCUCGAGGGUUUGGAUUCAGCCUCCGAGGAGGAAAGGAGUACAACAUGGGCUUAUUCAUCCUCCGUCUGGCUGAGGAUGGGCCGGCAGUCAAGGAUGGGAGAGUCCACGUUGGUGACCAAAUUGUGGAAAUUAAUGGAGAGCCUACCCAAGGAAUCACUCACACACGAGCCAUUGAGCUGAUUCAGGCUGGAGGAAAUAAAGUUUUGCUGCUGCUGAGACCAGGGACUGGAUUGAUACCAGAUCACAGUUUGGCUCCUUCCAGUCUGUGUCCCUACGUGAAACCUGAGCAACAUUAAGGGCUUUCAGUGCUUUUCUUGGUUUUUCCUUAAAGACUUGGUGAUUGGGAUAGCUACAAUCCUGCUUCAUCAAAUGUAAUAUAUGAAGAACAGUCACCAUUAUUAUCUUCA